AUGGGCCAGGGGAAUAGUAAAAUAGAGGUUACGAAGGCUGAUAAAGCUAUAUUGCAAUUAAAGAUCUCCAAGGAUGAAUUACACCGAUAUACAAAGCAUACGGAAACUUUGGUUUUCAACGAAAGGAAGCGACUCAAAUCACUACUGCGAGAAGAUCCAAAGGGCGGAACCAAAAAUCCCAGAGCGCGUAUUCUGCUCAAAAAGAUCCACUACCAGAGCCGUCUGCUAGAUCAAGCGGCUGACCAGCUUAUAAACUUGGAAAACUUGGUAGCUACAGUCGAAUUUAAGCUCGUGGAACGUCAGUUUAUGGCUGGUCUGAAGCAGGGAAACGAGGUACUGACACGACUGAAUAGAGAGUUCAAGGGUGCCGAGGAUUUGAUGGAUUCUGUGGCUGAGCAGAUUGCAUACCAGGAAGAAAUAGACCAAGUUUUGUCGUCCAGUGUUGUUGGAGGGUUCGAAGAAGAACUGGAUAGAGAGCUAGAGGCACUGGACCAAGAGGUGAAUGGUACUGUAAAUGUACCGGAGAACUCGGCAAUUGGGGCAGGCGAAGAACUAGGAUUACCUGACGUUCCAGCAGACAAGCCGGUAGUCUCUCCUGAGAUGCCAUCCACCGGAGAGCUGCCAAGAAUACAAGAUCCGGAUAAGGCACACGAGCGAGCUGGCACGCAAACGAAAUCGGAGCCCCAGCGAGAGAGAGCACUGGCAUAG
Molecule: messenger RNA, 708 nt
Organism: Lachancea nothofagi CBS 11611
Lineage: Eukaryota; Fungi; Ascomycota; Saccharomycetes; Saccharomycetales; Saccharomycetaceae
Source: the annotation of a GenBank genome assembly